AUGAAGGGCACGGGCAUGCCUGACCUGGACGUCUGGGCCUUGGGCGACGCCGCGAUGAUCAUCGCCAACCAGAAGACGAAAUACCUCUGGAAGCAGCUCAAUGCCGUCACAAAGGACCAGCGUGCAAAGGACCCAUUCCGGUUCCACAACGCGGGUCGCUCGCGUACAUCGGCGACCGGCAGGCGUUGUACGACCGCACACGUGCGUGAAGAAGUCGAGGGGGAAGGAGGCGGGGCGGUUCGCGUGUUCGCUGUGGCGCUCGGCGUACUUCACCACGACGCUGAGCUGGAAGAGCAAGUCGUCGCUCGCUCUCUUCCUACUCUCCUCAUGUUUGUGACUGGGAAGUGGUGGUCACUGACGGGUGUCUCUCGCGUUGCAGGAUUCCCGUUCCGACGUAGUGGUGACUUCAUGUAA
Messenger RNA from Rhodofomes roseus, 414 nucleotides. RefSeq lists its product as uncharacterized. NCBI's taxonomy places the organism in Eukaryota, Fungi, Basidiomycota, Agaricomycetes, Polyporales, Fomitopsidaceae. The coding region runs from base 1 to 414 and encodes 137 amino acids. The record is from RefSeq and is a predicted model, not a curated record. The transcript has 3 exons.